CUUUUUCAGAUUCAAUCCCAACAAAAUAAUUCAUUUAAUUCUACGAGUAUCCCGAGAGAAGAAAAAAAAAGUUGCAAAGAUAUUUUGGCAAUCCUAAUAAUCUCAACGAUGUAGCUUUUAUUGUUAAACUUUAGCGUUUGUUAUGGAAGAAAGAAAAGUAGCGACGCAAGGGAGUCCGACAAUAAUCGCAAUAUUAGAUGGCCACACACAUUGCCAGCAUCCAUUCUCUCCAUCGUUGAUUGGAUCGGUGAGGCGCGAGCGAUAGACUUUAGUGGACGCGCGCGCUCGCGCGCGAACAGCCGAUACCGGUGGUAGAGAAGAGACGAGAGGGUGUUUUCAGGACGAGAGAAGAGAGCGUCUAUGGCGAGGGAUGACAACGGCAAAUACGUGGGGUGAUCGAAGAACUAUGGUGGGGCUGGACGAUGAGCGGCAUACCGGCAACGGACGGCGCGAGUUAUGGUGGUGAACGAUGCCGAUGGAUGGUGGGGUUGAAAAGUAGCGCGGCCAUUUACGGUCGCGAUAAACCGCACCUGUGAUCAGUCGGAGCGACGACGAAGAGCAUCCGGAGAGCGGAACAACCAGACGGGAUGAUCGCUCUUGACGUGACACCGAGAAGCGACGCUCGCGACGAGAACCGAGACAAACAGUAUCUCUCUUUGCGACGAACGAAGACUGAAUUCGAUUAACGAACUGUGAUCUCCCUCGAUGAGAGUUCCAGUAUAGCUACUUUUUCGCGAAACGGAGGAAGAGAUAGAGGAGAAGAAGCUCCUGUAACUGAGAGGGAUCCGUGUUUAUCCCGUAAACUUUGUUUGAGAAGUUUAAGCUGGAAUGCUGUGUCACUGUCGUCGAAGCUGAGAGCCAAAGGUUCCCGCGGCGGAAAACUGGGUCUAGUGAGGAUAAAUUUCCUCGCGGCGGCAGAUUACGCCGGCUGAAUGGAGAACGACGGUGUUGUGACAAAAGAGUUCUUGAAAGAAAGAAACAGCUGUUUGGCGGAAAAAUUUUCGCCGAUCGCGAACCCGAGAGGCCAUUGACGGAGAUAUAAAUCGCUGCUUCCAGUACGACGACUUAUCCAUCUGUUUCGUCGAAUAUUAUGACGAUAAUAAGGGUCACGUAACCGAAUCACGUGAACAACGUCGCGAACAAACAGAGUGUUGUCGAAAAAUGAGUUCUUUGCGGAGGACAAUCAAUCAGUCGGCGAGGGAAGGCACGUCCAUGAGAAGACACGCUCUCUCCGGGCCCACCACGAAGAGCAUGAAGAAUGUUACCCACGCGAACGCGGUGCCGGCUUCGCCGCUGCGAUAUAGAACCAAAUACGAACUGCGAAGCAUCAGUUUGGAGGGCAACAAGGUGCUACCAUGGACCACCAGAUCUACUACGGACGCGAUAACGAGGCGAGGAGUCCUAUCGAGACGAUGCUACGGCAGUGUCGAAAUGCUGCCGCAGAUCGAGCAAGACGGUGCCGACAAUGGUAGAAGAUUUCGAGUGGAGAACGGGGACUCCCCUGGAGAAAAGGAAGAGAUGUUCGGUUCGCCGAGUACGCCGAUACUAGAAAAUCCGGAGUACCAAACGCGUUGGUACUUUAAAUACUUUCUGGGCAAACUGCAUCAAAAUUACAUCGCCUCCGAUCAAGAGAGAAAUCCUCUCUUCCUCUCAGUAGUUACAAGCGAAGUCGGUGAUCAAUGCGUACCGCACUACAGAGUUAUUUUAUGGAGGCGAACUGGCGCGCAGAAAAUAUCGUUGCCGUAUUCGGCGAACAAGACAAUGACCAUCAGGCAGAUCCUCAGCAAUUUUUUCGGUCUGGAGAAACUCGAUAAAGCUCCGCGAGAAGUUUUCACGCCCGAACUCCAAAAGGAUCUAUUGCUGCUCGAGGAACAAGAAGGCUCAGUGAAUUUCAAGUUUGGCGUAAUUUACGCGAGAGAAGGUCAGACCACCGACGACGAGAUGUUGUCUAACGAAAGAGGUAGUCCGGGCUUCGAGACCUUCCUGGAGAUCCUGGGUGAGCGAAUACGGCUCAAAGGCUGGGACAAAUACAGGGGCGGCUUGGAUGUGAAAGGAGAUAUGACUGGCAAGGAAAGUUACUACACGGUUUAUGCAGGUCACGAAGUUAUGUAUCACGUUAGUACGAUGUUACCGUAUUCAAAAGAUAAUCCGCAGCAGCUAGAGAGGAAGAGACACAUCGGCAAUGAUAUCGUCAACAUUAUCUACGCGGAUGACCCGUCAACCGUGGAUACGUUCAAUCCGAACUGCAUAAGAAGCCAAUUUACUCACGUGUUUGCCGUGGUGACGACCGAGGCGAACGGCAAGGGGUGGCGGGUCGCUAUUUAUUGCGACGAUAACGUACCCCUAUUCGGCCCGAGCCUACCCUGCCCGCCGGUAUUCGAGGAUCCGUAUAAUCUUCGAGAAUUUCUUCUCGUUAAAUUGAUCAACGGCGAGAAGGCUACGUUCGACACCCCGACAUUCUCCAGGAAAAGGGAGAGAACCCUCGACGCCCUAUUGCGAGAUAUGUACCAGGAGCACUCGCAGGAGAGCAAGAGCAACAGCAUGCUAAAUCGGCGAGCGCUCUCAGAUGUCGUCGAGGCGCCGGGUCGACGACGAGAGGAGACACGUGCAGUCGAGAUGGUGCGAGUCGGACAAGCCUUGAAACUGGAAGCUAUUAUGCGCGGUCUCGCACCUACCUCUCUUGCCACCGUCGGUCCCCUGAAACCCAGACCAUGGGAACCGAGAUGCAUCUAUCCCGAUUUUCCCCACGAGGUCGUUUGCGGUGACGUCUGGCUGGAGAAUAGACUGAUCCUCGCCUCGGAGAAUGGCACGUUUCUCAUCGAAGACGGACUCUCGCACAGAUUGAUCUUCGACGAGUCGGUGCAGAUCAAGCAACUGGAUGUGGUCGAGCAACACGGGAUACUCUUGUUCCGCGCCAGCGACAAGGGCAAAGAAAACAGCGUGUACGUUUUCCGGCUACGCGAGUUCGAGAGCGACGCGUCCGCGAGAUGCGCCGAGCUGUUCAACGAUCGCGAGAGCGAGGAAACGCGGGAGAAGGAGGAGAACGACGUCGACGACGAAGACGCCGAGGACGACGAUGACGAUUGCGAGGAAGAUGACGCCGACGAGUGCGACAAUUUCACCCGCGCCACCGCUCGAUUUCAACCGGUGACGCGUUCGCGGGCGCGGACGCGCGUUCGCGCCCCGGCUGUCAGGAGCCGGGCUCAUAUCAAGGAGAGGAAACUACGGCGUACGCGAGGAUGUCACUUGUACAGCAUCACCAGGCCCGGAGGCUCGCACCUACGCAUGUGCGUAGUCGUCGGUCGCCGAUUGACAGUCCUUCAAUGGAAGCACAACGCAGCUUGGACCAUCUGGUGCUCGUCAGCUGAUACCGACACCGUCGAUGGUUUUCUGCCACUGAAGGAAUUCACUGCGAGCGAAACACCUACGUUGGUGACGAUGAUCGAGAGCACCGAUCCGACGAACGAAUGGACGUUGUGCUGUGGCGCCCGCCAUCAUUUUGAGUUGAUCUCCGCGUGCGGAGUUUCGAGGAUCAUCCAUCUGGAGGCGAGUCCCAAGCCGAAUUUGGUAGCGGCGUUGGAUCUUCGCGAAGACGAGGAGCCGGAACUGUUACUGUGUUACAACAAUACAUGUCAUUUUCAAAAACUGAUGGAAGAGAACGCUGCGCCAACCGAGUUCGACUUCAACUGGAAUUCGAUACCGAUAGCCGUAGCCUGUGCCUUUCCAUACGUCAUCGCCUUCACCAGCGACACGAUGGAGAUUCGACUGAUAAUAAACGGUAAUCUGGUUCACACGAUCGCCAUGCCAAAUAUCAGCUUGAUCACUUCGAAGCGGGAUAUAUUCUUUGCGACCACGGCUCCGGAAUUCUUUCCGGGAAAAUGUGAGCGAAUUCGAUUGGACUCGAAACCUCUCGAAAAGGAGGAGAUGCCGUGCAGCCCACCGCCCACCGGACAAUCUUCGUCCUCAUCUCGAUCGAUUUUUCAAAACAGUCAGGGUGAUUGGAAACCGAUAAGAAUCUAUCGGAUACCUCUGCAGACGUUGUCGAGAAACGCAGGAUCCAACUGCAGCCAGAGGAGAUGCCCGAGUCCCGCGGAACCGGAGAUCGUUUCCGCACCACCCACCACGGACCGUACCUUCCUGAACGUCGAGCCGCAGCGUGCGUUUAGCAGAUCCUGCAGCAGCAGUCCUACACCCACACCGACCACGAAUUUGCCGUCGUCGUGUAGCAAAUAGAGCGCUAUAAUUGUUGGCGAGUUCGCCAAUCGAUUACAUUAGUCUCGCGAUCCUUCGCAGAAGAACGAUCGCGAAAAAAAGAAAAAGAAAAAAAGACCGACCGCACGUACCUGACUUUCUCGUCCUCUUCUCGUACGAGAGAGAACAUACGGAAAUCUUUGUCAUUGUUACGCAUUGUUAGCGCGUCGCGUUACAUAUAUAUCUUGAAUGUAAGUGCGAUAUCGCAUAAAUUAUUUGAGUAGAUUUUACGACGGAGAUAAAUACCUUCAUCAUUGAAGCCUUGUAAUUAUUAUUUUUCUUCAUUUUUCAAAAACAUUAAUUUCGAUAUUUUACUGUUAUUAAUUUUUACUAUUUAUUUUUUUGUAUAUAUUAUUUCGUUUUUGGUUUAUUACAAUACGCAUUACCUGCGAUAUUUUGUAUUUAUUUUAAUCCUGCGUCUCUAAUAUUCACAAAGAGACUAGAUUAGAAUUUAAAUUUUGGAAAAAAAGCGAUUCCAAAUAUUUGGAUACUGAGCUGCGCUCUAAUCCCUUUUCAAUUUUACAGUUUUUUUUUUCUUUGAUAAUAAUACAAUGUAUGUUUUUGAAGUAGCCAUCUUUUUUAAUAAAUUAAGCUAAUUUUACUUCAAGUCAUUCGCGUAAUUAGGAGGUUUAAUGACGUCGUGAAAACGAUGAUACAUUGACAUCUUUUCACUUCUGGAUUUUUGUUCAAGUGAGCAUCGUAUAUCAUAGUUCCUCAUUGUUUCAUAAAAUCGAUUUUAAGCAGUAGGAUCUAGGAUCUAAACUACCGUUGUAUUAGUCAACGUUGAAAAUGUUUCUGAUGUACUCUCGAUACCGUGAAUCAAACUCAACACGCACUUAAAAUACGCGUUGGAAAGGGCAUUUUUUUUUAGAUGCGCGUUAGCUCGAUGAAUCAUACAUUUCUUCGAACGUAGAGGAGGAGGUAUGCGAGGAAUGUCCGAUCGGAAUGACGAUCGUUGAAUCGAUCCCCGAGGAUCGGGAUCGUCACGCUGAGUUCCUCCUCGCAUCUGUGUGAAUUUAUUUUCAUUGAAUGAAAACCAUAACAUUCCGAGACAUGCAAAUGAGUGUCGAUGUUUACGCGUCGUGUGUAUAUAAUAUUAAAUAACAAAUAAAAUAUAUAUAUAUAUAUAUAUUAUAUAUGUAACUGUUGCAUUUCCACCGAAAGUGAUAAAACAGUAUUUUUUCAAUACUUAUCUCGCGCCUUUCUUUCUAUGAUCGUAUUGCGCUUCGAUCUAUAAUCAUAUAUAUAUAUAUACAUAAGAUAAUAUUUCUCUAAAUCAAUAAAUCCAUCCAAUUGUUUUAUCGUAGGUAUAUUUUAUAAAAAUGUAUGUUGAUAUUAUUAUCUAUUGUAUAUCAGUUUGUUGAAUCAUUGCUUCUUGAAAUAAAUUUCACAGAAUCGCGCGUUUAUAUUAUUAGACUCGAUAACGAUAAUAUAAGUAAUUUACUUGAAAAAAAAGGUAUAUAUAUCAUGUCAUGUUGUAUUUCUGUCAAAUUCCACGAUAACGUAAAUUUAUAAAGAAGUUAAAAUGAAUUAAAUUUACAAGAAACAGAAA
Cataglyphis hispanica is the source of this 5803-nucleotide messenger RNA. RefSeq names its product GTPase-activating Rap/Ran-GAP domain-like protein 3. Gene Ontology annotation, molecular function: GTPase activator activity. NCBI's taxonomy places the organism in Eukaryota, Metazoa, Arthropoda, Insecta, Hymenoptera, Formicidae. The record is from RefSeq and is a predicted model, not a curated record. The coding region runs from base 1162 to 4233 and encodes 1023 amino acids. Gene Ontology annotation, cellular component: cytoplasm. The transcript has 17 exons. Gene Ontology annotation, biological process: activation of GTPase activity; regulation of small GTPase mediated signal transduction.